CUCCCCUAAUAAACCUCUCCCUCUCCUCAGGCUCAGCCAGGAUUGAUAGUGAGUGGGGAUGAGCAGGAAUCACUGCAGUGUGAACCAGGACUGUAAACUGGGAGUAAAUGUUGUCUUCCAGGCGUCGUUGGAUUCGUUGGUUUGCAAACAACUUCACAGAGAAGUCUUGACUUUGGAUUUUGCGCUUCUGCCUUUGGUUUCAUGUCUCCUUGGAUGUUGCGCCACGGUGCGUAGCCUUUGCCAGCUGAGCAAUAGCGCGCAGUUUACAGUACGCAGGUAAUAACACAUUGAUCCUCACCGUCUUCAGUGGCAGAAACCCGAGCUGAUGAGCGCGCACCACAUUUCCUCUCCAACUCAAUAUGCUGUUUAUCGCGUUUGCCAGAUGAUACCUGUUGAUUUUACAUCGCGCCAUGUCCUUCUGUUGGACUGAAGUGGACAAUGAAGUUAUGGGAUAGCUUUACCACUUGUUUGAUACUGCUGAGCGCUGUGCACGCCAGCUCACUGCUCCGGAGCCGACAGCAGUCCACGUCUACCAAGAGGAGAGGGCGCGCCGCCGAGAGUCCCCUGGAGCUCCCGCCGGUUCAGAUCCGCCUGUCUGUCAAUUCCCCGGGCAUCAGUCGAGCUGAGGCGGGUAUAGAGGACUGGGAAGAGACGCUGGCUGGAGAAGAAAGAUACACCAUGGAGGAGUUCCCCCUAAAUGAGUUCGAAGACGUGGUGGACUUCAUCAAAGUGACCAUUAGUAGAAUACGCCGCUCCUCCUCAUCCACCAUGUCCUCAUCUACCUCCUCCUCCUCCACCACCUCCUCUACAUCCAAUGAAAACUUGAGCAGCAGGACUCGACAUAGAAGGCAGAGAAAGAAUGGAGCGAGCCAGCAGAGUGGUACAGGAGGAAGAGGAGGAGUCAGAAGUGGGGAGACAGGGAGGAAGGUUAGAGGAGGACGCGGUAAUGGACGAGGACAGGGCUGUGUGCUAAAACAGAUCCACCUCAAUGUGACGGACCUCGGUCUGGGCUAUCGCUCCAGUGAGGAAAUGAUAUUCAGGUACUGCUCUGGACCCUGCAGGAAGUCCGAGACCAACUAUGACAAAAUCCUUUAUAACCUCGCUCACAACAGGAGGCUCCCUCCAAAAGACAUGCCUCCUCAGGCUUGUUGUCGGCCUAUAGCAUUUGACGAUGACCUCUCGUUUCUGGACGACAACCUUGUCUACCACACCGUGAGAAAGCACUCAGCCAGGAGAUGUGGUUGUGUGUAGGGAGUGUGAGCUUGUGUCAGGUUUUGUGUAAUUUUACAUUCACUCCCACUUAGAAUGUGUGUAUGAAGUUGAUGUUUUUUUGUUUUUUUUUCUUCAUAUUUUUCUCACUGUGAGGAAACUUUCUGGCAUUAUGUGUGGCCGUGUAUGACCUGAGUCCAUCAAUUAAUAGGGAGAGGAGAGGCGGCGGCAUCACGGCAGGUUUUACCCCAAAGCAAUGAUUCCUAACGACCCUCAUCUUCUCCUCCUUGGCUCAAUCACAGUGUCCACGAUUUCCUAUACAUCUUACAUCGCUAAUGUGUUCAGUGUGGUUUUUAAAUGUUUCCAUGGAUACUCAACCUAAAGGACACAAUGGAUGGUUCAGCAGACUCACUCUGUUUACUGUAUAGCACAUACGUUAAAUGGAAAUGUAUUUAUGAAAUCCCAAAUUUAUUAACUUAUUGAUAUUUAUUUUGUUUUUAUAAAAGGAAUAAAUGUUAUUUAUUGCUGUAUUGUGAUAUCUCGGAGUGUGCCAAACGUUUAAAUGAAAUAGCCCUUUUUACACAGAGAUCCUGCAAACACUGCCGUGAAGAAUAUGUCAAAUAUUGCCUCCCCAGUGUGUGAUUUCACAGAAGAGGCUAAACGUAUAGGUGGAGCUAUAGCAACACUAUUCUUCUUCACUUCAGUGUUGACAAGCUUCAGCCGUCAAACUGUAACUUACACUGUACGUUUGCUGCGUGAUUGACAACUUCAUUGAUCACAUUUUCCCUCUGCUCCAUUCUCAUUCACCGUUACUUACACUCGCUCUCGUCAGCUUCACCACACAAGCACACAUGUGUCACAGUCAUCAACUUGGCUUUGUUACUACCUCCGUUACAGAUUCAGAAGUGGACCACCACCACCACCAUCCCAUAUUUGUACGUUUAUACAAAACGGCGAGGUUAAAGGGUGAACAGGCUGUGUAAAAAGGGAGCGUGAUUUAUUCCAUAUAAAAGCAGUGAAAGAGUUUACGUUGCAAAAGGAUCUUUUUACACAUCAGAUUAGAAUGCUUAAGGGGCCCUGUGGAUUUGUAAUGUGUGCACUCAGUGUUUCUCACCAAACCACACCACACAUUGUGCAUAUUCCUGAAGUAAUUCCUUUCCAUAUAUUUCCCCCAUUUUAAAGAAAUCUCCAUCUUGGUGCAUCCUUCACAAGACAGCUUUAAGAAAAUCCUUCCUCAGUAUGUCAAAGGCAUCCUGUGGCAUUUUCUCAUAAACUGUUUCAUUCAGUGUUUCUCACCACAACAGAUUGUGCAUAUUCUUGAGGUCAACACAAACGAUUUGAAUACAUUUGUCCUCAUAAAACAUUUGCAAAGCAGUUUUAAGACAAUAUUUAAAGUUGUUUACAUUGUACACUUCGUUGCUUGUUGCGACCACCAAUUGUUCAUGAGUAGAAUAUCUGAAACUGGUGUCACAUUAUGUAUCAUGUGACCUGUGUGCCGGAGCACAUGCACAGUACAAACAAAACAGAAACCCACUCUUAAAAGACAUUGCUCUACAACACUGUUAGUGGUCAAAAACUCCACAGGGUACCAUUAAAGUUUGACUUUACAAUAAUAAUCUUAACGUUUACAAUGUUCUAGUGUCAUUUGACUGCAUUGUUUCCUGUAUUUGUGUUUGUUUGUUUUUUUAAAUAAUGAGGUGAGAAAAGCUAAAACGUUUUGUUCUCGCGGUUAGAAA
Molecule: messenger RNA, 2945 nt
Organism: Larimichthys crocea (large yellow croaker)
Lineage: Eukaryota; Metazoa; Chordata; Actinopteri; Sciaenidae
Gene: gdnfb
Product: glial cell derived neurotrophic factor b
Exons: 2
Coding region: 439-1251 (270 amino acids)
Biological process (GO): negative regulation of neuron apoptotic process; peripheral nervous system development; positive regulation of branching involved in ureteric bud morphogenesis
Molecular function (GO): glial cell-derived neurotrophic factor receptor binding; growth factor activity; receptor tyrosine kinase binding
Source: RefSeq, a predicted model, not a curated record